Panthera uncia (snow leopard) is the source of this 8523-nucleotide messenger RNA. It is a transcript of the gene SH3PXD2B, whose product is annotated as SH3 and PX domains 2B. NCBI's taxonomy places the organism in Eukaryota, Metazoa, Chordata, Mammalia, Carnivora, Felidae. The transcript has 13 exons. Gene Ontology annotation, molecular function: protein binding; superoxide-generating NADPH oxidase activator activity; phosphatidylinositol binding. Bases 125 to 2854 code for a protein of 909 amino acids. The record is from RefSeq and is a predicted model, not a curated record. Gene Ontology annotation, biological process: superoxide anion generation.
CGGCGGCGGCUCGUGCUCGGUCCGGGCUCCGGAUAGCGCUCGGCACCCCGCUCGCAGCCCGCGGCGGCGCGCCCCCCGCACCCGCGCCCCCCCGCACCCGCGCUCGGCCCCGCGGAGGACGGCCAUGCCGCCGCGGCGCAGCAUCGUGGAGGUGAAGGUGCUGGACGUGCAGAAGCGGCGGGUGCCCAACAAGCAUUAUGUCUAUAUCAUCCGGGUCACAUGGUCCAGUGGCUCCACAGAGGCCAUUUACCGGCGCUACAGCAAGUUCUUUGACCUCCAGAUGCAGAUGUUGGACAAAUUUCCCAUGGAAGGAGGACAGAAGGAUCCCAAACAGCGGAUCAUUCCCUUUCUGCCAGGCAAAAUUCUCUUCCGAAGAAGCCACAUCCGGGAUGUUGCUGUCAAACGCCUGAUCCCAAUUGAUGAAUACUGUAAGGCCCUGAUCCAGCUGCCCCCCUAUAUCUCUCAGUGUGACGAGGUGCUGCAGUUCUUUGAGACAAGACCUGAGGACCUGAAUCCCCCCAAAGAGGAGCAUGUUGGGAAAAAGAAAUCUGGGGGUGACCUGACCUCAGUGGACCCCAUGGUCCUGGAGCAGUAUGUGGUGGUGGCAGACUACCAGAAGCAGGAGAGCUCGGAGAUCAGCCUCAGCGUGGGGCAGGUGGUGGACAUCAUCGAGAAGAACGAGUCAGGUUGGUGGUUUGUCAGCACGGCUGAAGAGCAAGGCUGGGUCCCCGCAACCUGCCUGGAAGGGCAGGAUGGUAUGCAGGAUGAGUUUUCACUACAGCCUGAAGAAGAGGAGAAGUACACAGUCAUCUACCCGUACACAGCUCGCGACCAGGAUGAAAUGAAUCUAGAGCGUGGGGCUGUGGUGGAGGUGAUCCAGAAGAACCUGGAAGGCUGGUGGAAGAUCAGGUACCAGGGCAAAGAGGGCUGGGCCCCAGCCUCCUACCUAAAGAAGAGCAGUGGGGAGCCCUCACCCCCGAAGCUGGGCCCCGGCUCGUCUGCCCACACCAGCGUUCUCGACCUGGACGGAGUUUCCCGGCAGCAGAGUACGGUGGGCAGGGAGAGAGAGCUGCUCAACAACCAGAGGGACGGCCGGUUUGAAGGCCGCCUGGGGCCCGACAGCGACAUCAAGCAGAGAUCGCCCAAGAUGAGGCAGAGACCCCCUCCUCGCCGAGAUAUGACUAUACCUCGAGGUCUUAACCUGCCCAAGCCUCCCGUUCCACCCCAAGUGGAGGAAGAGUAUUACACUAUUGCUGAGUUCCAGACAACUAUCCCUGAUGGCAUCAGCUUCCAGGCGGGUCUGAAGGUCGAGGUGAUUGAGAAGAACUUGAGUGGCUGGUGGUACAUUCAGAUCGAAGAUAAGGAAGGGUGGGCCCCAGCCACCUUCAUUGACAAGUAUAAGAAGACAAGCAAUGCCUCAAGACCCAACUUCCUGGCUCCCUUGCCCAACGAGGUGACCCAGCUCCGUCUGGGGGAUGCAGCAGCAGCGGAGAACAACACGGGCAGUGAAGCCGUCGGCCCCUCCCGGCCCCUGCCCGACGCGCCACAUGGUACCGCGGACUCCGGGAUGCCGUGGUCCAAAGACUGGAAGGGCGGCAAGGAGGUCCUGAGGAAGGCGUCUUCCGACAUGUCCUCGUGCGCAGGCUACGAAGAGAUCUCAAGCCCCGAACUGGAGGAGAAGCCCAGCCUCCCUCCCCGGAAAGAAUCCAUCGUCAAGUCGGAAGGGGAGCUGCAGGAGAGGGGGCGGCAGAGGAUGGAACAGCUCCGGGGCUCCUCACCCAAGCCUCCGGGCAUGAUUUUGCCCAUGAUUCCAGCCAAGCACACCCCCCCGUCCCGAGACAGCAGGAGACCAGAGCCCAAACCUGACAAAAGCAAGUUGUUCCAGCUGAAAAACGAGAUGGGGCUGGAGUGUGGCCACAAGGUCUUGGCCAAGGAAGUGAAGAAGCCCAACCUCCGACCUAUCUCCAGACCCAAAGCUGAGCCACCAGAGGAGAAGCCGGAAGUUGUUCCCCAGAAUCCCUUCUUGAAGUCCAAACCUCAGGUUAGGCCCAAACCAACUCCUUCCCCCAGGACAGAGCCACCUCAGGGCGAAGACCAAGUAGACAUCUGCAACCUCAGGAGCAAGCUGAGGCCUGCCAAGUCCCAAGAGAAACCCCUACUAGACGGAGAGAGCGGCCACCAGGCUGCUGGGGGCCAAGAUGCAGCCUUCAGCCGGGGCUUCCUCCCAGGCGACGGGCCUGGCCGCACCCAGGACAGGACGGCCAAACAGGAUGGGCUCAGCCCAAAGGAGAUGUCCUGCAGAGCCCCUCCGAGGCCAGCCAAGACCGCAGAUCCUGUGCCUAAGAGUGUGCCCGCCCCACUGCAGGAGGCUUCCCCGCAGAGACCCGUGGUCCUGCCCCGCAGACCACCGCCCCCCAAGAAAACCACCUCAUCCUCCAGGCCCCUCCCAGAGGUCAGAGGACCACAACGGGAAGCCAACGAAGGCAAGACAGCUCCUGCCCCAGGCCGGGCCCUGCUGGUCCCUCCUAAAGCCAAACCUUUCCUUUCCAAUUCCUCAGGUGGCCAAGACGACAUGAGAGGCAAAGGUGGUCCGGGACCACGGAUGGCGGGCAAGAUCGGAGAAAACAGGGAGAAAGCUGCAACCCCCUUCGCCAAUGCGGAUGGCCCGAAGGACUCUUUGUAUGUGGCUGUGGCCAACUUUGAAGGAGACGAAGAUACCAGCAGCUUCCAGGAGGGGACGGUGUUCGAGGUCCGGGAAAAGAACAGCAGUGGCUGGUGGUUCUGCCAGGUCCUGAGCGGGGCCCCUUCCUGGGAAGGGUGGAUUCCUUCCAACUAUCUCAGAAAGAAGCCGUAGCCACCUCCUUCCCUGUGUGGCGGUCCCGUGCAUCCCUGCUGGCUUUACCCACAUAUUUAAUAUGCCUCUUAAUUUAUCAACCUUCAUGCAGCUUCAAAGGAAGGAAGGCUCUGGAGUACUGUGGUUUCUUCCCUCCCAUCACAGCAUUCCCUGGAGGCUCAGAGGGUCAGAGGCCACACCCCCUGCUUCCUCUCCAAGCCAGCAUCCCUGCCUUAAGGCCGGUGGCAUUGCCACCCUGUGUAGGCCACCUAGCAGCGGGACCGUGACUCUCCGACGCCUCCAAGACCAGAACCCAUGAUCUGGAAACUGCAGAAAGGGUCUCUCAUUGCUGGCACCCCACCCAGUCCGUGAUGGCUGGCCCCCAACUUCUCCGUGUUUCUAAAAUCCCAGUGACUUUAUUUACUCAGUUUCCAAAAUGCCUGGUACCAGAAAGAACUCCAUCCCCUGGAAGUUGGCUCCAUUGCCAAUCCCAAGGAGAUGUCCUCCUCGAGGCUCGGGGCCCGGGAGCCUCUCAGGUUUGACCAGAUGCAGCUGUCCCAGGAGUGGACCUGAAGGUCUGCUGAGCCAUUCUGCCUCCCAUCUUCUGUCUUGGGACCCUGACUGAUCCUGAGGGCAUGGUCCCAGCCCCAGCACGCUUCACUUUCCCACAGCAGGGCUUUUUAAAUAGGAAUCCCCGCCCCACCAUGGGGCAUUUCACUUUGUCUCCAUAGAGCCAGAAUCUCAAAGUCGGUUUGAAAGGAGCUAAUCCCAAUCCAUGCCCCUUGUGAGUAGCUAGUAGGUGCCAGACUCUGUACUUGGCACUUUACAUUCAUGUUUUAACCCUCACAUCAACCCUCUCUUGUGGUAUACCUGUUUUACGGACGAGGAACCUCAGACUCAGUGUGCCCAGGGGCACACGAGCUGGGCAGAAGAAGAACGAGAACUUGAAUCGAGCUAGUGUGACUUCGAUGCCGGUGCCCUUCCCCCAGUAAGAGGCUAACCAGGCAGGGGAAAGGAAGAAGCUGACAGUGUCAGGAGCAGGUGGCCAAGGGCUUCCUCGUGGUGUGGGCACCAGUAGCUGCUCCCACACCCACCACGCCUCCAACCCAUCACAGCUUGCACCGAAGGCUGCCCUACACUGUGGACAGCUACUUCUCGGCAACGUGGGGAUGCCCAGGGCUCUGGCGGCUGCCACAGGGCCCUGUUUCCUCCUCCUGUGCUGCUGCCCGCUCUGGGGGAUAAAGCUCGUGGAGCCAAGGGAGCUCAGAUGGUCUCACGUGCCAGCCUUGAGGGGCCCUGGUGGCUCAGGGGCCAGCAGCUGCAUCUCCACAGGCAGAUGCCUCCCGGCCCUCUCUGCUGCUGCUUCCUGCUCCUCUCUGGCAUUCACAGAGCAAUUUUUCUUUUUUUUUUUUUUUUUUUCUUUCUUUUUUUUUUUUCUUUUAUUUUUUUUUUGCAUGCACUCUCCCUCUCUGUCAUCUCACUUCCACCCAUUUGGACAGAUAUGCUUCACGGAGGCACAGCUGCAUUGCAGAAUCAGAAUCGGGCCCCGAGGUUUCUGGCUCCAAGCCCAGAGUGCUUGCCUGUGGACCAGGCUACCUGCGGGGUGAGAGGGCAGAACCCCUCUUCGCCCCACCCUACCCUGCAGAAGAGGAUCCAGCUGCAAUCUCCAAUUCAGUGAUCGUCUGCUGUGAUGCUUUGUGGACCACAGGGCCAGCUUUCCCAGGGACGCCCACUGGCCCCCUGCAGUGCCAAAGACUUCUGUGCAAACAGCCCUCUUCUGCACUCCGCUGCCCGCACUGCCACGUGGGCUCUGGAUGCUUCUACGGGAGAAGGAGCGUCCUGAGUCACAGUAGCAUCUUUAUUCCUUCCUUCAGUCAGUCCGUGGACCCCGGGCAGGGCCCCGAGGUGCUUCUGGCGGUGCCCGCUUGCCCCCUGGCCCUCUGCCCAGAACCGUGGGGAAGGACAGCAGUCAGGGAAAGGGGGAGCCAGGAGAGGGCCACCCACAUCUUUGACAUCCCCUCAUUUGGAAGGGAGAGAGCCCGUAGCAUGGUUUUCAGAGUUUUUGACCCACUUUGGCUUAAACAGCUUUUAUGAAGCUGUUACGCGGGAUUCGACUACAUUUCCAAAGACAGAACUCGGUCUCUUUUUUGCUGAUUCACUUCUGCUUCCGUUGACCUUUCCAAGUAUUUUGUGAGUGCCUACCACGUGCUAGGCACUGGGUACACCAGGAUACGUGUGGCUCCAAGCCCGGCUCUGAGAGCUCUGGCUUUUGUUUGCUGAUUCCACUGAAGGGGUUAUCUUUGGCUCCGCUCCCUCCUCCCGAAGGUCUGCUGGGUGGGAACAGACCGGUUCCACCUCCCUGUGGGCAGAAGUGUUCCUGCAAAUGAAAGAAUUUGCUUUUUUGUUAUUAGUAGUAUUCUGACGCGAACUGAAGGUACUGAAAGCACAUUGCUCUCUGUUCACCGUUCUUUGCUCAGGACACGUCUAGGGCCUGAGGACUCCUCUCUCGGGCCGGCUCCGUUUGCCACAGUGGUGGGCCCUUCCUCAGGCAACUGGAAGUAGGGGGUCUUGAUGGCCCUGUGGCUCUCCCUAGCUGUCCUUGCUCGGGAACUUAGGUUUACAGCAUUCAGCCUGGUGGCCACCGUUCUGCGAGCAAUUGGUGAAGCCUAUGCAAAACUCCCCUGAGGUGAUGCCCACAGAAAAAUGCCCAAGACCACAGUUAAAACUCCCAUGCCACGCUCAGGGCAGGUCACUGGUGCUUAAACUCCUUCCUUUAACUUAACUCUCACGACAGCCCUGUGAGGGCAUAGGAUCAGCCCUGAGCGGUGGAGAGAAAGUUGAGGUUCACAGGGUGAAGCCACGUGCCCAGUUUCAUUCAAGUUGUGACCGAGUUGAGACUUGCGUCAACGGGUGCCCUCUCCCCAGGUCCCGGGACUUUUCCUCUGCCAAUGGCAAUGAAAUGUGCGUGAAGCGGGUCACCCCCGCUCAUAAUUUCGGUUUCUCCUCCCCUCACCUCGUGAUCACACGUAGCAGUAGGCCACAGGCCAAAGGCAGGCGGAGGUGGGUUUUGUUUUCUCUUCUCACCCCUGCUUCGUUCCUCGUGAUGACUGUUUCAGCCUACGUCCUACGACCAAACCACAGCUUACAGUGCCACCAACUCUCUGGAAAAUCUGAGUUGUAGGAUCACCACUUGGCAGACUAGGCCUUUGCAAAAAAUCUCUGCCAUUUGGUGGGUUUAUGUCACUGUCCCAGGCUGAGACGGGGGAGCUGGGCGCUCGCUUGGAUCACUGUUAACGCCCUACCCCGCUGAAAAUUGCUGGAGCCCACAUGAGCUCCCAUUAAUCAAUCAUCUUAAGCCUCCACCACAAGGCCUUCCCAUGUAACCAAUCUCUUAGGCAAAGUUCUUGGCCUUAAGACAUUUCUGAGCCCACCGAGGAUCCCCCUACCAGGCGAAACGUAGGAAAACAAACUUGCCACGUGAAAGGGCAGGCGCCAUAUCUCCCCAGGAUCUGGAUGGUCCUUAGGCUGAGGGACGCACUGUGUAGUAUUGUUACAGCCUGUAUCAAGUACAAAGCACUGUGUGGGAUCAAGAAGUCACUCCUGCCUUCAAGUAGCUGGUAAUUCGACAUCAUCAGGAACAGGAACAUUCGGGGCUUGGCUGCCAUCCUUUCAUUGUGCCCAAGUCUCUUAAGUGUUGGGUCAGGCUGCUCCCUGGGAGGUCUCGCCCUUCUCUUUGGACUGCGUCAGUGGGUAUGGGACAGCCUGAGCCCUGCACUGCAGUCCUAUCCCUCCCCCUUAGUUGUCCAGGCUUCUGCUGCAAACCAGCCACACCACACCAUAGACCAAAGAUUAACUAAUGUCAAACUCUGUGGCCUGGAGGAGUGGGAAAUUGGCUCACACUGAGGCCUGAGGGUGUAGGAUGCCCUCUGUUCGCCUGGAGGAAUUGCUCCUCACUUGGCUGAGGUUCUGACAUUGAGACGGACCACAGCCGGGGUCCCAGACGGGCCAGUCCCAGCACUGCAGAGCGAAAACCCAGAAGGCUCCGUGGUCUUCACCUGCUCAUGGACCACCUGCUGAGGACCCUUUCCCACAGACUUGAACGUCCAGCUUCGUAGGGUAAUGUCUGGUUUCUGGUGCUACCCUGCCAAGUUAUCCACACCCUCAUCACGCUUCAGCAUUUCCCUCUUGCUUCCUGUCUGCAUCCCUCCUCCAAAUUAGGCCUCUCAGUGACUCAACUGCUGUUUUCCUUGAAGAGGCCAAACCCAGUGCUACAGCCAGUAGCCUUCACUUCCAGGUCUUCUAUAAACGUACGAAAGGAGGUGCCCCCACCAGGCUUGUUACAGCAAUAAGCAAUUCUAACACAGCUGAGGUGUCCGUAUUUUAUCCCAGUGCGUGCCUGUCUAUGCCUUUGUGCCCAUGUAGCUGUUAAUAGUGCCCCUUUCACUCGUCCAGGGGAGAUGAUAAACUAUGGUCACCUUAGCGAUCCCCACAUUUCCUGCUUCCGAGCGCCACCAACAACUAAGCCAUCUCUCACAUCCCUCCAGGAACGGGGGAGCUCUGACCACCUUGCCCCACCGCCUCCUGUCUGCUCACGGAGUGACACUGGAGAUCCCUGAAUGUCACAGCACUCCUCAUACCCUCUUGGCAAACUGACGAAUUCUGGUGGUGGUUUUUGUUUCCUUUUAACACACACACACACACAAAUACACGAGGAUAUGUAAUGUGAGGGGGGGAGGGUGGUGAACACUUAGCUGUAGCAUGUAUAGACUAUAUACCAUUAGACUUUUUUUUUUUUUUUUUUUUAAUAAAAAAGUGCUUGACUGGUUUCAAGCUUCAUUGUGAAGAUGCAGUGUCGACGAAUUUUAUUUGGCUGAAGAAGAAUUACAUAGCUUUGUGCCCUGGCAUUUUGGGCUUGAGUUUGGGGAAUCAAAAAACAGAGAAGCCUGUGAGCUGUUUGGCCAAGAGGGGGGACUUCUCUGUCAGCCUCCUAGUUCAUCUUGAUUCUUUGAAUCACAAUGUCCAGAAAUUAAGGGAAAACAUCCUUGUGUUCACUGGGUAUCUCCCACAUAUCCUCAGCUCUGUGCCUAAGGGUGGAAAAUUUAGCACAUCUGAGGUGUCUUGAACCUCUCGCUGGUGUUGCCUACCCAUGGGCAAGAGUGUGGGGUGGAGGGGAGGGGCAGCCACGCUUGGGCUGUGGGGACUGCCCAAGCCAUCUGCUCUGGGGAGAGGGAGGGCAUUGUCUGAUGCGUUAUCACCUUCCCAAGGGCACAGGCAAGGCCAAACCUACCCCCAGCCUCCUUGGCCUCAGGUGAAUCAUUAAACAAAAUGACACCACCACCCACCUUCCUAGGGAGAGAAGAAGAGAACCAACAGAGUCCCUGAACAGAAAACAUCAAAAGGGGAAAUUUACAUUUGAUAUUCACCCUCCCUUGGAUGAAAGAUUUCAAAGAAUGCAAUUACCUUCUGGACCUUGCUUAAGGAUAAUGGUCCUUUGUGUGUUAGUCUCUGUUUCCUUUUAAAAAAAAAAAGAAAAUCAUGUGCUUCAGCCCCCUCCCCCCCUUGGGAGCAUUUUCUCCCAAAUCUUCCAAACUAAUUGUGGUUGUUCGUAAGAAUACAAGUGAUAAGGGCAUGGGAUUCCUGGAGCAGGCAUGCAGGGGCACCUGACCCUGAUGGGAUGGGAUUGGACCAUG